AUGGGUGAGCCGGUUAAGGUGAUGAGCACUUUCGGCAGCAUAUACGGCCACCGUCCGGAGGUUGCCCUGAGGCUCAAGGGCAUACCUUACGAGCUGCUCCUCGAAGACCUUCCCAACAACAAGAGCGAGCUGCUGCUGACGUGCAACCCCGUCCACAAACUGGUCCCCGUGCUCCUUCAUGGCCACAGAUCCAUCUGCGAGUCGCUCAUCAUCGUCGAGUACAUCGACGAGGCCUUCAAGGGGCCGCCGCUGCUACCGGCCGACCCGUACGAGAGGGCCACGGCCCGCUUCUGGGCCCAGUUCAUCGACCAAAAGUUUGCUAGGCCGUUCUGGAUGUCGAUAUGUAUGGCCGAUGGUGACAAGGAGGAGGAGGAGGACUUCUUGAAGGUAGCCAAGGAGAAUCUGCUGCUUCUCGAGGGACAGCUUAAGGGGAAGAGGUUUUUUGGAGGGGACUCCAUUGGCCUCGUGGACAUAGCUGCCAGUGGAUUAGCUCGCUGGCUCGAAGCCUUCGAGGAGAUCUCCGGAGUGGAUCUGCUCACCAAUGAGGAGUUCCCUGUUCUGCACCGAUGGGCGAAAGCAUAUGCCGGCGACGAGCGUGCUAAGGAGUGCCUGCCGAACAUGGAUGAACUGGUUUCCAAGUUCACUGCAGUGAGGAAGAAGUUUCAAGCAAUGGCAGAGGUUCCGAAGUGAUCCAGCGUUAUCACUGUGAGGAUAUCAUGGGGUUAUAACAUAAAUCAAUCGUAUGGACUUAAUGAUCAUGGUUUUCUGGGAAAAGGAACAAGCUACUUAAGUGCUGUGCCGGGUUUCUAUGGAGUACUACUACUGUGUAAUUCCCGUUUAGUUGUAACUUGUCUUGCUUUCUCAGAUACAGAAAUCUGUAAAGACAUGGCAGAUUGUAUUUCUUUUCCAAUGCGGAGUGCAGCCACCAUUACUAGCAGAUUGAAACUGAUGCUCUGGUUUUAGAUUGUUGUUCACUUAUUUAUGACCACGAGUUUGUAUGUUUCUUUUUUCA
Molecule: messenger RNA, 1012 nt
Organism: Triticum dicoccoides
Lineage: Eukaryota; Viridiplantae; Streptophyta; Magnoliopsida; Poales; Poaceae
Product: probable glutathione S-transferase
Exons: 3
Coding region: 1-690 (229 amino acids)
Biological process (GO): glutathione metabolic process
Cellular component (GO): cytoplasm
Molecular function (GO): glutathione transferase activity
Source: RefSeq, a predicted model, not a curated record